AUGCAUCUAUCCAGCCUGCUGCCCCUUCACACUCUCUAUGUGACCCUGUCAUUCUCUGCACAGCACUUCCCGUCCUGGGGUCACUAUGACCUGUGUAAGACCCGUGUCCAUUGGGACCAAUGGAUGAGUUGGGAUUACAUGGCCUGCCAACCUGAGACCACCCUGCUCACCAGGUUCCUGAAGAUCAGUUUGGAUCCCCCCAACAGCACGUGUGGAGAGACCCCCGAGAUGUACUGCACUCUGGAGAAUCCAUACAUGUGCAACAACGAGUGUGAUGCUCACACACCCGAGCUGGCCCACCCUCCCGAGCUGAUGCUGGAUGAUGAAGGCAGGAUUCCCACCAGCUUUUGGCAAAGUGUGUCCUGGAGGGGUUUCCCCAGACCCCUGGUGAUCAACAUCACCCUGUCCUGGGGAAAGAGCAUUGAACUGACCGAGGACAUCAUCAUCACCUUCGAGUCAGGCCGGCCGGAGCAGAUGGUCCUGGAGAAGUCUCUGGACCAUGGGCGGAGCUGGCAGCCCUACCAGUUCUAUGCAGCCGACUGCCUCAACUCCUUCGGGAUGGAGCCGAGAAAGUCUCGGGAUCUGAGGCCGGCCUCGGUGCUGGACAUCAUCUGCACGGAGGAGUACUCCAGGGGCUAUGUGUGGAAGGUGGACAAGACGGUCCGCUUCGAGAUCCAGGAGCGCCUGGCCCUGUUCGGAGGGCCCCGCCUUGGGGACAUGGCCUCACUGUACGGCCAACUGGACACCACCAAGGAACUGAGAGACUUCUUCACCCUGACCGACCUGCGGGUCAGGCUGCUGCGGCCGGCUACUGGACCCACCAGUGUCGACCCCAACAAUCUCUCCAAGUACUUCUACGCCAUCUCCAACUUGGACAUCCGUGGCCGGUGCAAGUGCAACCUUCACGCUAACAACUGUGUCAUGAAGAAGGGGAAGCUGAGCUGUGAAUGUGAGCACAACACGACGGGGCCGGACUGCGGUCGAUGCAAGAAAGGUUUUCACGGCCGGAGGUGGAGAGCGGGCUCGUACCUACCGAUCCCCAAAGGGACGGCCAAUAUCUGCCUGCCUGACACCAUCACCAGCGGCUCCGACGCAAAGCUGAUUCACACACGUCCAACUAUUCCAUCAUUCGAUGUUGCAAACCCAAAGCAAGGAGCAGUGUGUGAUAACCUCCUGACACGGUGUGAGAACGGAGGAGUGUGUGAGGAGAACGGGAGGUGCCGGUGCCCAGCUCCCUACACCGGGCUCCUGUGUGAGAAAGUCCAGUGCAGGAAGGGAGCGGGAGGCUGCGUCUCCCAAUCGGCCCGGGAGCCCUCCCUGCACCGGGCGCUGCUCUCGCUGACCGCGCUGCUCACCGCUGCCCGCGGCUGCUCACUGCUCUGAGCCGCUUCCAGUACCACCCGAAAGCUGAGGAGAGCGGCAGGACAAAUCCAGCGUUUACUGCGAUGCCGUUCAAACACGCACCACCCCUCCCUCUCUCUCCUCCCACACCUCCGCAUUCCCGGCAAAGGAUAACUGCAAGUGAGGUCUGAACCCGCCCAGUCACCCAGGCCGAUUGGAUCUCAGGAAGGAAUGGACAGUCGGUGGGGAACUGGACUCUCUGUGUCUCCUCACGGGACUCAGGCAGCUCCCCAUAAUUCAUUCUCUCAACUGUCAGCUGAGUAUUCCAUGUUCUACUUUGGGACAAGUUAAAAGGACUGAGAUUUCUACACAAUCUUUCACCACCUCAGGAUCUACAAAAGCACUUGGCAGACAUUGAGAAUUUUUUUGCAAUUAGCAUUGAUGUGAUAAUAUCCAGAUAAUCUGCUCUGGUGAUAUUGUCUGUGGGCGAAAUACUGGUGUGAACACAUGGUGACUGUGGGAUCUUUGACAGGGUCUUGAUUUAGUGUCUCAUCCAGUUGGUCGUAUCUUUAAAAUGCAGCAUUCAUUUCUUCUGUGCCUCACACUCAAACCAUUUCCCCACACCGAUCUGCAGAUUUGCAUUGCUAUCUACUGUCUAUUACUGUUUGGGGCAGAGUGGUGGCUCAGUGGUUAGCACUGCUACCUCACAGAGCGAGGGAUCUGAGUUUGAUUGCAGCCUCAGGCAACUGUCUGUGUGGAGUUUGCACAUUGUCUCGGUGUUUGUGUGGGUUUCAUUUAGGUGCCCUGGUUUCCUCCCAGAGAUGUGUGAAUUAGGGGGAAACUGGCCACGAUAAAAUGUCUAUAGUGUCCAGGGAUGUGUAGGUUAGGUGGAUUAGCCAUAAGAACUGCAGGGAUAGAGUUGGUCUGGGUGGGAAGUUUUUCGGAAUGUGGACUCAAUGGGCCGAAUGGCAUGCUUUGACACUGUAGAGAUUCUACAAUCUAGCAUUCCCUUGUUCAUCCUUCUCACUGUCUCUUACUCCCACACCCUUGCUCCAUCUCGCUCUGUGUCCACUCAGCCCCAUCUCUCUUUCUCCUAGUCUUUCUUGUUCCCUACUUCGUUCUCUCCCUGUGUGACCCUGGUGAUAGGGAGCCAGGCCUUUAAGAUGUGACCUGAGGGAAAUGUGAGGGGCAAGUUUCAAGAGGCCCCUGUCUGCCUGGCCUUCAGCGAGGUAUUGCUGUGUAACUAACCCUGGUGACUAGGGUUUGCAGAAUCCCAUCUCCCCUCCUUGCAAAAUUUUGCUGCUGCCUGGUCAUGAAAGAUUGGGUCUUGUGGUGCAAGUGAUCAAGUAGCGUCAGUGUGCUUAGUGAUUGUUGUGGAUUAAAGAUCUUGUGAUUUUCCUGCAAAAAAAACGAAUGAACUGCAGAUGCCGGAAAGCAGAAAUGAAAACAGAAUUUGCUGGGAAGAACUCAGCAGGUCUGGCAGCAUCAAUGGAGAGAAAUCAGAGUUAAUAUUUUGGGUCUGGUGACUAUAGUGGGUGACCACUUUGCAGAAAACUUGCGUUCUGUCUGAAAAAAAAAGGCCCCAAGCUUCCAGUUGUGUGCCUCUUCAACACGCCACCAAAUGCCCUGCCAACAUCCGUCUCAGGCUUGUUGCAGAGCUCCACCAUAGCUCAAUGCAAGCUGGAAGAACAGCACAUCAAUUUCUGCUUGGGUACCCUGCAGCCUUCUGGACUCAAAUUCAAGUUCAAUAAUUUUAGAGUUUGAGAACCCUCUGCCAUGUCUUUACCUCUGCCCCCAAGUACCAGACCUUGGCAUCACAUGGACUAUUACCACACACAACACAUUGUCAGCUCCUAAUAGUCCCCAUUAGCAGCUAUUCAUUCUCCCAGGCUCCUUUGUCUGUUCAACAUUUUUUUGCUCUCUUUGGGCUCUAUCUCAACCUAUCAUUUACUCCUCACCCCAUCUUUUGCAUAAUACUAACCUUUUCCUAGCUACCAUCAGUUCUGAAGAAGGGUCACUGGAUCUGAAACGUUAUCUCUGAUUUCUCUUCACAGAUGCUGCCAGACGUGCUGGGUUUUCCAGCAGUUUCUGUUUUUGUUUCUGGUUUUCCUGCAGUUUUCCACAAGGUACCGCGUAGUUUGUUUUAUUUUGUUUUGCCUGAGUAACGGGCUGUGUUUGGUGAAUAUAUCUGUCGCUGCUAAACUCCUCCCAGUCAUACCAGCAAUGGGCCUGUUUCCUUCACCUGAUUUCUCUAGUGCACAGAUUUCUCUGCAGCUUCAAUUUGCAGCAUCAGAGUUUCUGGCAAAACACUCGUCCCUGAACGGUUGGCAACUAGCAAGCAUUUUGCACAACGUGUCCUGACCUCAGGUUUCUGAUUCAGUAAGAUUCUGAGAUAUACAAAGAAUGAGGGAGGAAGGGGGCGGGUGUGGGAGAGGGACAAACUCAGGGAGGAGAAUAGGGGGAAGAGGCGUACAGGCAACACGGGGGAGGUUGGGUUGGUGGUGUGGGCAGCCAGCUGUUUUGGUCAUUUAUUGCUGUGUGGGAUCUUACUGUGCACACAUUGACUGCUGAGUUUCCUACGUUACAGCGGUGACUACACUGUGAAAUGUCUAAUUUCUUGUGAAGUACUUUCCCAUCUGCUUACGUCUGCUUGUGUUGAACUUAUUUUGCACAGAGGAUUCAAAGCUUUGACAAUAAUAAAACAGAGGAAAUAUGGUGACCUUAAAACAAUUCAGUCAAUUGCCUCCUAAGUAGGUGCAUAAAUCUUGUUUUUUUUUUGUUCAGGAGAACCUCUUCCUAAUCUGUCUCCGGAACUUGUCGAAUAUUUUCUGCUUUGAAGAAAUCAUGGCCAAAGCUCCUUUUAUCUAACAUUUCAGAUGAUUAAAUUGUGAAAAAAUUUACUCAGCAGA
Molecule: messenger RNA, 4250 nt
Organism: Rhincodon typus (whale shark)
Lineage: Eukaryota; Metazoa; Chordata; Chondrichthyes; Orectolobiformes; Rhincodontidae
Product: netrin-G1-like
Exons: 6
Coding region: 1-1383 (460 amino acids)
Molecular function (GO): cell-cell adhesion mediator activity
Source: RefSeq, a predicted model, not a curated record